AUGUCUGAACAUUUAAACAUGGGUCAAGCAAGCAAUGCAAAAGCUCCUGAAGAUGAAGGGAACCAACAAGAAAUCCGUAUUGAAGGGGAAAAUAUCAAUAAUCCUUUGCCGCCUGAACAAGGAAUAGAAUCAAGUCAAUUCAAAGAAGAAGGCUCGAAUAAUAAAUUAGCUGAUCAAAAAGAAAAUCCUUCAAUAGAACAAGAAAAUGCUGUAAAGGAAGAAGAAAAUAUAAAAGAUAAAGCAAUAAAUGAAAAUAAAGAAAGCAAUGAGAUUGAGACUCAGAAUGAAAAUAAAAAAAUUGAAGAUUUGCAGGAAAAUCCAAAAAUCAGCCAAAAAAACAGUGAAAAUAAGCUCACAGAAUCUGUGUCAAAAGAAUCAAAAAUAGAAAUUUCACAAAAUCAUAUAAGGCAAAAUAGUCAAAAAGAAGAAUCCUCAAUCUCAAGCUCGAAAUUUAAAAAAGGGGCAAAUAUUACCAGCAAUAACUCGAUCUCUCAAAUAACAGAAAAAGAAAACUCAAAAUCCCACUCAAAACUCCAAGAAAAUUCAAAUUUGUCCACAAAAGCCUUACAAAAAUCAUCUAUUUCUCGAGAAAAAAAAUCCUCAAACACUUCUGAAAGAUAUCCAAGCCCAACCCAAUCAGACUCUCCAACUCCUUCAAGCCGUUCUCGUAAGUCUCGCUACCAAAAAACCUCAGACAUGAUUGAUUCUGAUAUCUGGCCAAGUGAAAGUACAUCAAAAAACCAAGAUUUUUCCAAUAUUGAGGCUGAAUUUGAAUACCGGUCUAUUAUCAGAGAUCUUGAAGGCAAACUAAAGCAAUAUGAAGACAUUUUUAAAAAACAAAACUUAGAAUUAGAGAAAAUGAGAAACCAAAUGCAAGGAAAAGAUAAAGAAAUUUCUGAGCUAAAAGCAAAAUUAGGGUAAAAGCUAUAUAGAAUUAAAGUCCCAAAGCCUUUUGAAAAAACAUUUUCUACACCUCAGCUACCUAAUGAUGAAGAAGAAAGGUUUUGGGAAAAUGCGAGAGAUCCGUAUUAUUCAGAGCCAAAGAGGCUUGAUGAGGUUACGUCUUUAAAAGAUCUGUGAAUUAUCAAUAUGGAUAGAAGGGAGUCUACAGUUUCAUCAAGAUCUGAAAAAAGAAAAAACUCAGGGGUAAAGGCUAAUGCAUUAACAAAACCCCAUUUUGCACUGCAAACAGUUGCGUCACAGAGCAAAGCUCAAGACCCAAAAACUUCAAAAGGACUUUUUUCGCUUGUUUCACCCAAAUAUCAACAAAAAGUAUAA
Blepharisma stoltei is the source of this 1278-nucleotide messenger RNA. Lineage: Eukaryota; Ciliophora; Heterotrichea; Heterotrichida; Blepharismidae. The record is from the annotation of a GenBank genome assembly.